ACCAUGCAGGAGUCUCCGGAAGAUUUUUGCCUAACGUGCCUUCAGCAAGCAGCAAACGUAAGUCUAUUGAGUUUCAGUGUUAAUGCCGAGGAGGGGAAUUCCACCACCAUAGCAAAUGCCUUGGCCAAGCACUUUUGGUUUACGGAGGAUGACUUCCAAAGAGGCUUUAUAUGCGAAUCUUGCUGGCAGCAGGUGGAUAGCUUUCAUCGUUUCUACUCGACCGUGGAAGAAUUGCAUGGAAAUCUAGUCCUGAAGUCUACUGCGGUCGAUGUUAAAUGUGAACCAGAGGCGGAAGACAUUGAAUACCUGGACGAGAGCUUCAUGGACUUGAUAGAGGAUGGUGGUGAAAUUAAGCAGGAGGAAGUUUCGGAAUUUUCAAUGCAAGACGAAUCCAACGACGAUGACGAUGAGAUGCUGCUGCCGGUGAAAGAAGAGACGGAUACAAAUCCCAGGAACAAUUUGAAGAAUCAGGACGAUCUGAAGCCAAAGCGAACCUACUGCAAGCCCCCGACCAAAACGGUAGAGGAACGGCUGAGGGAAGAUGAGUACAUUGGGCAACACGUGAAGUAUAUCUGCGAGCAGUGCGGAGAAGAUAGCGAAACUUUUACGUUGUUCCUGAAGCACGCGCUGGAAGCUCACGGGAAUAAGUCGGCCUUUGUUUCCUGCUGUGGAAAGCGGUACUACAAGAAGGUUCGAUUGCACCAGCACGUGCAGGCGAUCAACAAUCCGGACGCGUUCCGUUGUGAGCUGUGCCAGAAGAACUAUGGCGAUGCUGAGGGAAUCAAACGACAUAUGAAGGAAUUCCACACAUCCGAGGCUGAGAAGAUGUUCAAGUGUGAACGGUGCGAUAAAAGUUUCGUCAUGGAGUACAAAUACAAACGGCACAUGCAAGAUCACGAGGAUUGGGACAGUCAGAGCUGCAAAUGCGAGCAUUGUGGUAAAAUUUACAAAUCGCGUCACAUUCUCAAGAAUCACAUCAAACUCAACCACACCGAUCCGACAAGCUACAUAUGCGACAUUUGUGCCAAGGGGUUUCACCUCAAGUCGCUGUUUCUGCAGCACAAAAUGGAACACGAAGCUCCUGCGGAGCUCAAGGUGCAGUGUCAGGUCUGCUCGCGAUGGCUAAAGAACCGCGAAAGUUGGCGCAGACACAUGCACCAACACCGGGGAACGGAUGCCAAGUGCGACAUCUGUGGGCACAUUUCGCCGCACCAGCGGGCACUGAAGGGACACAUCCGGCGGCAGCACAGCAACCAGAAGCCGGAAUUCGCCUGUACCUACUGUCCGAAGACUUUUAGCAAAUCGAUCACGCUGAAGGAGCACGUGGCCGCCGUUCACACCGGCGUCGUACUGUACAGCUGCCCGUUCUGUUUGAAGGCGUUCAAUUCGCACGCCAAUAUGCACUCGCACAAGAAGAAGAUGCACCCGCACGAGUGGCAGGCGGAACAGCAGAUCAAGUUUUACUCGAAAUAAGUAGUGCAAAUGAAAAGUCGAAUCGAACUGGAAACUGCGGCUGUUUCAUUGCGAUGACUUCCCUAUUAGGGUUCGUGCGAGGUUUCCCAGAUGCUUUGAGCUAGUUUGGGGUUUGAGUUGUCUUUGGAAUUUUUAUGAGAGAGUGAAAGCAAUGGUGCUAGGGCUGGACACCGGAAAUCCUUGCUCAGUUGGU
This is a messenger RNA of Ochlerotatus camptorhynchus, 1666 nucleotides long. Its product is annotated as transcription factor grauzone-like. The coding region runs from base 4 to 1473 and encodes 489 amino acids. The record is from RefSeq and is a predicted model, not a curated record. Gene Ontology annotation, cellular component: nucleus. Gene Ontology annotation, molecular function: zinc ion binding; DNA-binding transcription factor activity, RNA polymerase II-specific. The transcript has 5 exons. Lineage: Eukaryota; Metazoa; Arthropoda; Insecta; Diptera; Culicidae. Gene Ontology annotation, biological process: regulation of transcription by RNA polymerase II.